AUGUUGCCUCACUUCACGUCAUCACGUGAAAAAAGUUUGAGUAAAGAUUCAUACGGAAUAGAAACCAUGGAGAAAGGAUGUGUUUGUGUAACAGGAGGGACGGGGUAUUUAGCAUCAUGGAUGAUCAAAAGGUUGAUUGAAGAGGGAUAUCUUGUAAAUACAACAGUUAGAUCUAAUUUAGGAUCUAUGAAAGAUGUGAGCUACCUGAAGGCUCUACCUGGGGCAUCAGAGAGGCUUAAGAUUUUUGAAGCAGAUCUAAGCAAACCUGAGACAUUUGAGGCACCAAUCAGAGGUUGCAUCGGGGUGUUCCAUGUUGCCCAUCCGAUUGAUUUUGUGGGCAAGGAACCCGAACAAGUGCUAACAGAAAGAGCGAUCAAGGGUAGUUUGGGUAUUUUACAAGCAUGCAUUGAUUCAAAAACCGUUAAGAAACUGGUGUACACCUCUAGUGCAUGUGCUGUUGUAUUGAAUGGUAAAAAUAUCAAUGAUGUCUUAGAUGAGAAUUGUUGGAGUGAUUUUGAAUACAUUCGUACUUGUCAUAAGGAAUUUGGAGCUUCCUAUUUCAUUUCCAAGACAAUGACCGAAAAAGCAACACUAGAGUUUGCUGAGAAGAAAGAAUUCGACGUUGUUACUGUUAUUCCAACGUAUAUCCAUGGUCCAUUUGUUGGCCCGCAUUGCCCGAACUCUGUACGUGUUUCAAUGGCUAUGAUAUUUGGUGAAACACAUAACUAUAAGCUACUUAGAAAAACCGCUUUCGUACAUGUUGAUGAUCUAGCUAGGGCACAUAUUCAUCUUUUUGAGUGCCCAAAUGCCAAAGGAAGGUAUAUUUGUUCGAAAAUUGAAGUCACAAUCGAGGAAUUGUACAAACUAUUAUCAACCAAAUAUCCAAAAAAUAAUAUCUCAAAUAUCGAAUUUUUGAUAGAUGCCGAGAAAAUGGAGUUUCCUAGUGUCUCUUCCAAAAAGCUCCUAGGCACUGGAUUUGAGUUUAAGUAUGGGCUUGAAGAAAUGUUUGAUGAUGCAAUUGAUUGUUGUAAACAAAAAAAUAUAUUAUAAACUAUUAAUACUUGUAUAAGAUAUAUUAUUGAUAUGUAAAAACAAGCUUUGGGUAUGAUAUAUUUAAUAAUACUUCAAUAACCCAUAUGGACUAACUGUGAUCGAAGUAGGGUAAUCAUUCUUUCACCAUAGGUCAUGGACCGUGGUAGAGGCUCAAUGAUUGAUUGGUGAUGGUGUUGGUCCGAUGGAAAGAGGCACACACCACUCUAGCUCAAAAUUGAUCGCCAUAAAUAUGCGAAGAUUCCAUGAGUAAUUUACAUAUUAUAAGGAUAUUUUCAACCCAACAUCAAACAUAUUUUUAUAUCAAGUCUGAUAUAAAGUUGUCAAGAUCGUAGCCAACAUUUAGCAUUAUCUUUUACAACAAAUUAAUAAAACCGUAAACACUAAAUUUCUUUCAACUCUUUAUAUUUAACACCAAAAAUAUUAUUCUAGAU
Molecule: messenger RNA, 1484 nt
Organism: Lactuca saligna
Lineage: Eukaryota; Viridiplantae; Streptophyta; Magnoliopsida; Asterales; Asteraceae
Source: the annotation of a GenBank genome assembly